Messenger RNA from Colletotrichum abscissum, 720 nucleotides. Its product is annotated as ribosomal protein S6e. NCBI's taxonomy places the organism in Eukaryota, Fungi, Ascomycota, Sordariomycetes, Glomerellales, Glomerellaceae. Gene Ontology annotation, biological process: translation. Gene Ontology annotation, molecular function: structural constituent of ribosome. The record is from RefSeq and is a predicted model, not a curated record. Bases 1 to 720 code for a protein of 239 amino acids. Gene Ontology annotation, cellular component: ribosome. The transcript has 4 exons.
AUGAAGUUGAACAUCUCCUACCCUGCCAAUGGCAGCCAGAAGCUCAUCGACAUUGAGGAUGAGCGCAAGCUCCGCGUCUUCAUGGAGAAGCGCAUGGGCGCUGAGGUCCCCGGUGACUCCGUCGGCGACGAGUUCAAGGGCUACAUCUUCCGCAUCACCGGAGGCAACGACAAGCAGGGUUUCCCGAUGAAGCAGGGUGUCAUGCACCCUACCCGUGUCCGCCUCCUCCUCUCCGAGGGACACUCCUGCUACCGCCCCCGCCGCACCGGUGAGCGCAAGCGCAAGUCCGUCCGCGGCUGCAUCGUCGGCAUGGACCUCUCCGUCCUUGCCCUCUCCAUCGUCAAGCAGGGCGAGGCCGACAUCCCCGGCCUCACCGACGUCGUCCACCCCAAGCGCCUCGGUCCCAAGCGUGCCACCAAGAUCCGCAAGUUCUUCAGCCUCACCAAGGAUGACGAUGUCCGCAAGUACGUCAUCCGCCGCGAGGUCCAGCCCAAGGGCGAGGGCAAGAAGCCUUACACCAAGGCUCCCAAGAUCCAGAGACUCGUCACCCCCCAGCGUCUCCAGCACAAGCGCCACCGCAUUGCCCUCAAGCGCCGCCAGUCCGAGAAGGUCAAGGACGAGGCCAACGAAUACGCCCAGGUCCUUGCCAAGCGUGUUGCCGAGCGCAAGACCGAGAAGGCCGAGCUCCGCAAGCGCCGUGCCUCUUCCAUGCGCAAGUAA